Eublepharis macularius is the source of this 3022-nucleotide messenger RNA. RefSeq names its product cholesteryl ester transfer protein (gene CETP). Gene Ontology annotation, molecular function: cholesterol transfer activity; phosphatidylcholine binding; triglyceride binding. Gene Ontology annotation, cellular component: high-density lipoprotein particle. Gene Ontology annotation, biological process: phosphatidylcholine metabolic process; low-density lipoprotein particle remodeling; cholesterol homeostasis. The coding region runs from base 13 to 1512 and encodes 499 amino acids. NCBI's taxonomy places the organism in Eukaryota, Metazoa, Chordata, Lepidosauria, Squamata, Eublepharidae. The record is from RefSeq and is a predicted model, not a curated record. The transcript is spliced from 16 exons.
UGUUCCAAGACGAUGGCGAGUACGCUGGUGGUCUUCUUGGCAGCUCUUCUCAGCUCCUCUUCAGCCUGUACUUUUGAGCCGUCCUCUUUCAACAGCACGGGAAUAGUCUGCAGAUUUACCAAGCCAGGUGCACUAGUGCUGAAUCAGCAAACUGCGCAGGUAAUUCAAGCAGCGUUUCGGCAUGCAACCUAUCCUAAUAUCACGGGGGAGAAGUCCAUGGAGUUUCUUGGCAAAGUCGCUUAUGGAUUAACAAACAUCCAUAUUGACGACCUGUCCAUAGAAAACAGUGACGUAGACUUCAAGGAGGGCACCAUUGUCAUUGAUAUCCAAAAUGUCUCGGCCUCCUUCAAAGGAACUCUGAGCUAUGGCUUUGUAGGUGCUGCCUGGUGGCUGAAACUCAUUCAUUUCAUUGACUUUGAAAUUGAAUCUUCCAUUGACCUCCAAAUAAACACAAAACUGACGUGCGGAAAGCAGCGUUUGGCAGUUGACACCUCGGAUUGUUAUCUGACCUUCCACACGCUGAUCUUGCAUCUCCAGGGAGACAAAGACCCGGGAUGGCUGAAGCAGCUCUUUACGAACUUCAUCUCGUUUACUUUGAAGCUUGUUCUCAAAAGCCAGGUAUGUAAGGAAAUUAACUUCGUCGCUCAACUGUUGGCUGACUUUGUUCAGGACACAUCAGCAAAUUUCCUCCAAGAUGGAGAUAUAGGAGUCAACAUUUCUCUGGCAGCACUUCCGCUAAUCGAAGCAAAUUUCAUAGAAACCCAUCAUAAGGGCCUCCUCCUCUACAAGAACUACUCAGACAGCUUCCACGACUCUGAAUAUACGCCAUCUCUACUGCCCGAAUCCAAAAUGCUCUUCUUCUGGUUUUCAGAGCAUGUCCUCAGCUCUCUGACCGUGGCAGCCUUUCUAGAUGAGCGUCUAGAAUUAACAAUCGCAGGAGGGAAAUUGAAGGAAAUGUUUGAACAUGAAGAGCUGGAAUCUCACCAGGAGAUUAUGCGAGAGAUUUUCCACGGCAUCUCCUAUGACGACUCCCUGGCUAAAGUGUGGAGUCUUGCUCCUCCGGAAAUUACUCUCCAGCCCAAAGGGUUCGUGGUGAAGUCACCCGUGGCUGUGCACCUCAGCGUUUCUUCACGUGAAGAAGAGAGCCCGCUGGUUAUAUAUUUUGAAAAGGAAGUCACUGUGACAAUCCAAGCUUCGUAUGAGCAAAAGAGGCUGGUGCUGCAUCUCUCUGAGGCCAGGAUAGAGCCCAGAAUGAUUAAAUGCUCCAUGGAUGUAGCCGUGAAUGAUGAAACUCUAAGUCACAUCUUGGAAAAAAUCAUCACAGUUGCUGGUAUCCCAGAAGUGAUUUCAAGAAUUGAGCCGACUAUAACCUCCUUGAUGAACAGCAAAGGACUUGACUUAUUUGACCUUAGAGAAACGGAGAUAAUCACCCAAAAUGGAUACUUCAUUCUGCAAAUGGACUUUGAUUUCCCACAUCAUUUGCUCAUUGACUUUCUGAAGAAAAAUCUAUAGGGGAAUCCUUUCAAGAAGAGACCAUGUGGGCCAGCUCUAUCUAAGGACAGAACGUCUGAGACCAGUGGAGACACUUAAAGCUGCUUUGUCAUCUUUCCCUGUAAUGGUGGAUGUUAAAUGUUAUGUUGAUUUUGCUGGGAUUGUGGUUGUAUCCGUUUCUCACACUGAUGAAGCAGGAAGUACAUGUGAUGAUUUACGCCUACAGCAUUGACUCAAAAGACAAGUGGACAUCUGGCUGUCAUCAAGAUCGGGAGCCAAGCCCUCAUAUUCAAACUAUAAUACUUUGAGAAGUGGCAAAUUGCCUUAGUGCAUCCAAGUUGUUCCAGCCAUAAUGACCUGCAGAAACUCCUGUUUUAAUUGUUCCAUUCCCCAUUUUGGAUUCAGUGUGUAUUUCUUCUCUGUCACUCUCCUUCUUAACUGCAUAUCAUCCUAGAGUACAUGUCCUAGAGGAAUUUCCUAUCAGAAGUAGCCUCAUCUUUUUAGGUUAACUAAUUGCCUGACACUUUAAAAUACUUAAUUCCAAUCACUCCUUAUUUACAUAUGGAAUUACUAGCAUAGGGCUUUUUUUCUGGGAAAAGAGGUGGUGGAACUCAGAGGGUUGCCACAGCACAGGGGGCAACUCUUGGCGGGAAGUAGUGCCCCUGGUACCACAUGUGCGUGCGCAAAGUACGCGCAUGCUCCCAGGACCGCACAAUGAUAUCACCCUGGGUCAGCUGGAACAAGGGGGAAGUUUAAAUUGCCCUCGGUGAAAAUGGUCACAUGGCUGGUGGCCCCGCCCCCUUCUCUCCAGACAGAGGGAAGUUUAGAUUGCCUUCCGCGUUGCUCCAGCGGCAUGAGGGCAAUCUAAACUCCCCUCUGUCUGGAGAUCAGGGGGUGGGGCCACCAGCCAUGUGACCAUUUUCAAGAGGUGCCGGAACUCCAUUCCACUGCGUUCCAGCUGAAAAAAAAGCCCUGGGUUUCUGUGACUGACUUUUUGCAAGCCCUACCUCUGAGUGAUCAAUUAGUUCCGGUCUCGUAGUGCAAUGGUUUCCAACAUUUUGGGUAUGGUGACCCACAUGUUCAAAUUUACUCUGUUUAAUAAAAUAGCGAAUGCACAAAUCAAUAAAACUGCAAGAGCCUGGGGCCCACUUUUACAGGCUUUGGAAUCCACAGGUUGAGAAACUCUGUCUUAGGGGAAAUGGAUACUGUUUGCUUAUUGUGAAGGUUAAAAGUGAGUGAGACUUUAUUGCUCAGGAGAUUCAAUUUAAAACUUGUGGGGGCAUUUGCCAGUUGCUGCAAUGUUCCUUUGCGCCGCAUGCUUUGGGCUAUGGUGGUCACGCACCUGCCUCCUAUGUCCUGGAAUUUGUCUUUCGGAAAGAGACCAAGUGUGACCCUUGUCAUUUUUCAUACUGUCCUGGGAUAGAUACAGGUUGAUGUCUUUCAGACAAACGUAAAAAUGGUUUCUUUUAUGUUUGAAUGCCAUGUGAUUCUGAUUUAUGAACAAUAAACUUUUUUCUAGUUUGCUACGUGA